UUGAGCUGUUUUGUUUAGCUGACCCCCUUAUGUGGUGGUUUUCCUUUUAGGUGGGAUGGGUUUGUCUAUCUUUGAUGCCUGCCUCAUCACAGAGGAGCUGGCUUAUGCCUGCACAGGAAUGCAGACGGCCAUGGAGGCAAACUCGCUGGGACAAAUGCCUGUUAUCAUUGCUGGAAAUGAAGCACAGAAGAAGAAAUACCUGGGAAGAAUGACGGAGGAGCCGCUGAUGUGUGCGUACUGUGUGACUGAACCAGGAGCGGGUUCUGACGUGGCUGGAUUAAAAACCCGUGCAGUGAAGAUGGGAGAUGAGUAUGUCGUUAAUGGGCAGAAGAUGUGGAUUACCAAUGGAGGGAAAGCUAACUGGUGUGUAUUUAAGCCUGUGUGUUGUCAUCGGAGUCAUGGGGGACAGCAUCAGGCUGUGUCCUUCCUCCUGGCUGAGAUGGCGAUGAAGGUUGAGCUGGCCAGGAUGGCGUACCAGAGAUCUGCUUGGGAAGUCGAUCAAGGUCGCAGGAACACCUAUUACGCCUCCAUUGCCAAGGCCUUCGCCGGAGACAUCGCCAAUCAGGUGGCCACUGACGCCGUUCAGGUCUUCGGAGACAAUGGUUUCAACAGCGACCACCCUGUAGAGAAGCUGAUGAGAGACGCCAAGAUCUACCAGAUCUAUGAAGGAACAGCUCAAAUCCAAAGGCUCAUUAUCGCCAGAGAACACCUGGGAAAAUUCAAGAAGUGAACAGUUUCCUGAUCUGUCCUUGUUUAAUUAAAGUUAACUUCUGUAGCCCUGUACAUACAAACGUGCUUCAGUAAAGUUAAUCCGGCCACUUAGUUGAGUGUUUUCUGCCUUAACAUGUGAUUCAGAUCAGCAGUCUGAUGGUCUUCAAUGGUCUGCAGAUCGUGAAAAAGGAAGACCACUGAAUACAUUAAUAAAACUUCUCAUGUCAACAGGACGUCCAAAUGAACACAAUAUGCUGUAAUCCUUUCAUAAACACAAUCUGCUCUUUGCCUUUUAUUAAAGUAUCAGAAAUACAUUUUAAAACAAAA
Messenger RNA from Cyprinodon tularosa, 1038 nucleotides. RefSeq names its product medium-chain specific acyl-CoA dehydrogenase, mitochondrial-like. Gene Ontology annotation, biological process: fatty acid beta-oxidation; medium-chain fatty acid catabolic process. Gene Ontology annotation, molecular function: medium-chain fatty acyl-CoA dehydrogenase activity; flavin adenine dinucleotide binding. The transcript is spliced from 5 exons. Lineage: Eukaryota; Metazoa; Chordata; Actinopteri; Cyprinodontiformes; Cyprinodontidae. The coding region runs from base 56 to 730 and encodes 224 amino acids. Gene Ontology annotation, cellular component: mitochondrion. The record is from RefSeq and is a predicted model, not a curated record.